Messenger RNA from Drosophila innubila, 1432 nucleotides. RefSeq names its product tetraspanin-17 (gene Tsp26A). Gene Ontology annotation, biological process: protein maturation; protein localization to plasma membrane. NCBI's taxonomy places the organism in Eukaryota, Metazoa, Arthropoda, Insecta, Diptera, Drosophilidae. The coding region runs from base 178 to 1119 and encodes 313 amino acids. The transcript is spliced from 6 exons. The record is from RefSeq and is a predicted model, not a curated record. Gene Ontology annotation, cellular component: membrane.
UGUCUCAGUCGCACAACUGCUAUGUAGAAAAUCAGUGGCUGGUAAACACAGCUUUUCGCUUUAGUAAGAUUAUAAACCAAAAGUCAUUAGUAAUAAUAGUGUGCAAUAGAAGGAUAACCAUUUAGUAGCAUUAGAACAAUUCUCAGUCGAGUUGUGGUCGCCUUCGACUCUCGCAAAAUGCCCGCAGUGCGCAAAUAUCGACGCGAGACAAGUGAAAUCAGUUGCUGCCUUAAAUACUUGCUCUUUACCAGCAAUGUAGUCAUAUGGAUGGCUGCACUCCUCGUACUUGCUAUUGGUAUUUGGGCCUGGACCGAAAAGGACAUGUUUCGCAACAUCAGUAAACUAACGUUCAUCGCAUUGGAUCCAGCUUUUGUGCUCAUCAUACUGGGCACCAUCACAUUCAUGCUCGGCUUCAUGGGCAGUGUGGGUGCACUGCGCGAAAAUACGUGUCUGUUGGGUGCAUAUGCAAUAUUUUUAAGUGUACUGCUGCUUAGUGAGAUUGGCUUUUGUGGAUUGGCGUUUGUGCUCAAGGACAAAGGCUGGAUCAAAGAUCAGGCCACCGAGGGCUUAAGGGCUUUCAUCAAACACUACCGCGAGGAUCCGGAUCAGCAGAAUCUGAUUGAUUGGAUACAGGAGGAUUGGUUGCAAUGCUGCGGCAUUGAUGGUCCCAAGGACUGGGAUAGCAAUAACUAUUUCAAUUGUUCCUCUAUUGCAAUUGGCAGCCGUGAAGCCUGUGGCGUUCCCUUCUCCUGCUGUCGCCGGCGACCACAGGAAGUGAUUAAGAACAAACAAUGUGGCUACGAUGUGCGCAAGGAGGGCUAUCCUGUGGAUAGAAACAUACAUGAGCGUGGUUGUUUGCGCGCUGGCGAGGAUUGGCUGGAGACACAUCUAAUUGGUGUCGCUGCCUCGUGUGUUGCCCUGCUCAUCACGCAGCACGGAGAGCUGUCCAAGAUCAUUUAUGAAAAGGGCUGUGUCCAGUCUGGCGAGGAGUGGAUAGAGCAUAAUUUAAUUAUCAUUUCCACGGCUGCAAUUGGUGUUAUGUUUUUCCAGAUUCUGGGUAUUUGUUUUGCACAGAAUUUGCGUGCCGAUAUUUAUACCCAAAAAUCUAAAUGGCACUGACAAAUGGCGCACGCUGUCCCCACAGCACUUUAGAGAGAAAUUGGAGAAAAAAAAGGAGAAAGGGUUGAGGUAAGGUAACGACAACACCAACAGAAACAACAUUAGAAACAUUAAUAGCGACUACAACCAACUACAACUAUGCAUCUACGUUAGUUAACUAUACUAAACUAUACUGUACUAUAAAUACCUAACAAAAUGUGUGUCUACUAAAACACAAACGCAUUCCGUCUUCAUGGACAUUGACUAAAAUAUUAACUAGGUUGCCAAAUUUUUUGCUGUUUUACGUAGGCUUCUUUUUACCCAAAAUCCACAA